Messenger RNA from Pteronotus mesoamericanus, 5176 nucleotides. It is a transcript of the gene SENP2, whose product is annotated as SUMO specific peptidase 2. The record is from RefSeq and is a predicted model, not a curated record. Gene Ontology annotation, cellular component: nucleus. Gene Ontology annotation, molecular function: deSUMOylase activity. The coding region runs from base 145 to 1914 and encodes 589 amino acids. The transcript is spliced from 17 exons. Lineage: Eukaryota; Metazoa; Chordata; Mammalia; Chiroptera; Mormoopidae. Gene Ontology annotation, biological process: protein desumoylation; proteolysis.
AGAUCGCGUCACAAGUCGGCGACUGAACCUUGGCUGUGGUGGCUGAGGCGGCGAAGGCGGCGGCGGCGGCAGCGGCAGCGGCGGCGACAGCUCUGGGGUUUGUGUCUCGGGGUGUGUCGGCCGCCGCUGCUGCUUAGGCUUGGUAUGUACAAAUGGCUGGUUAGGAUUCUCGGCACCAUUUUUCGCUUCUGUGACCGGCCGGUGCCCCCUGCCCGGACCCUCCUGAAGAGGCGGCGCUCGAACAGCACUUCAUUCUCUGCAGUGGACACUGAUGAAAUACCAGCCAAAAGACCAAGAUUAGAUUGCUUUAUACACCAAGUGAAAAACAGCCUCUACAAUGCAGCCAGCUUAUUUGGAUUCCCACUCAAGCUGACCACAAAGCCCAUGGUAACUUCUGCUUGUAACGGAACACGGAAUGCAGCCCCUUCAGGAGAGGUAUUUUCGAACUCUUCAUCUUGUGAACUGACAGGUUCCGGAUCCUGGAACAACAUGCUGAAACUGGGUAAUAAAUCUCCUAAUGGAAUAAGUGACUAUCCAAAGAUCAGAGUGACAGUAACUCGCGAUCAGCCUCGUAGAGUCCUGCCUUCCUUUAGUUUUACUUUGAACUCAGAAGGCUAUAAUAGAAGACCAGGUGGCCGCCGCCAUAGCAGAGGCAAUCCAGAGAGUUCUUUAAUGUGGAAACCUCAGGAACAGGUUUCAGCAGAGAUGAUUACUGAAGAAGGCGGCAAGGGUCUGAGGCGUCCCCAUUGUACUGUGGAGGAGGGUGUUCAAAAAGAGGAAAGAGAGAAGUACCGAAAGUUACUGGAACGACUUAAGGAAGGUGUUCAUGGAAACCCUGUUCCUCCUAUAACGUCACCCCAUCAUAGUUCUCAAAGAUGUCACAUGGAUACAUUAAAGACCAAAGGCUGGGGGGAAGAUCAGAGUCAUGGAAUCAGAACAACUCAGUUUGUUCCAAAACAAUAUAGAAUUGUUGAAACAAGGGGGCCUCUAUGUCCAAUAAGGAGUGAAAAGAGGUGUUCAAAGGGGAAGAUUUUGGAUACAGAGAAGACAGUUGGAAUCAGACUUGAAAAUGAAGGUCGGCGAGGACACCAGCUGGAACCUGACCUAUCCGAAGAAGUGUCUGCCCGACUCCGCCUGGGCAGUGGAAGCAAUGGCUUAUUCAGGAGGAAAAUGUCAAUACUUGAGACAAAAGAAAAAAACUGCUCAAGCAAAGAGAGGGAUAAAAAAACGGAUGAUCUUCUUGAACUUACCGAGGACAUGGAAAAGGAAAUCAGUAAUGCGUUAGGUCAUGGCCCACAGGAUGAGAUCCUAAGUAGUGCUUUCAAAUUGCGAAUCACUCGAGGAGAUAUCCAGACCUUGAGGAACUAUCACUGGCUCAAUGAUGAAGUCAUUAAUUUUUAUAUGAAUCUUCUGGUGGAAAGAAAUAAAAAACAAGGCUAUCCAGUACUUCAUGCAUUCAGUACUUUCUUCUAUCCCAAAUUAAAGUCUGGAGGUUACCAAGCAGUGAAAAGAUGGACCAAAGGGGUCAAUCUCUUUGAACAGGAACUAAUUCUGGUGCCUAUUCAUCGGAAGGUACAUUGGAGCCUGGUGGUGAUAGACCUAAGAAAAAAGUGUCUUAAAUAUCUGGAUUCCAUGGGACAGAAGGGCAACAGGAUCUGUGAGAUUCUCCUUCAGUAUUUACAGGAUGAAAGUAAGACCAAAAGAAAUAUUGAUCUGAAUCUUUCAGAGUGGACGGACUAUAGCAUGAAGCCACAUGAGAUUCCUCAACAGUUGAAUGGGAGUGAUUGUGGAAUGUUUACUUGUAAAUAUGCAGAUUAUAUGUCUAGGGACAAACCUAUCACAUUUACUCAGCACCAGAUGCCUCUCUUCCGGAAGAAGAUGGUGUGGGAAAUCCUUCAUCAGCAGUUGCUGUGAGAACGCCCUACUCAGUCCCUUAGCUGCUGGUGGUUCUUUCACGGAGGGACAUUUUCAUAUACCUCAUGCAUUGUGGGUUAAAAAGUCCCUGCAUCGCCUGUUGUGACAGGUGCUGAGCUGUCAGACAAGCAUGGAGGCCCUGCACCCUAGCGCCCUGACUUGGUAUGCGGAGGGCUGCUUGCAACCCUGUUUGAAAAGAUAUGCCUGCUCAGAGCCCCGGACUCUUCAACCCACACAGGAACAAACGCUAAUUAAUACUUUAUUUUAAAUAUUUUUUCCCCUGUGAAUGUGUAAAAUGCAGGAUUUAUUCUAUGAGUUGUUUUUUUCUGUGUUUGUUCACGUGUAUUCAUUCUCUCACUCAUUUGCAAACAUAAUGGGCAGUGGCUGUUUCUGCUGCUCUUUUACAGUUAACUCUGAAUUACUUGUUUGAACUAUUUAUUUCUGAAAAGAAUGUUAAUCAAGCUGCCACUCCCUGCUGAAGAUGUGGUGGGAACUCAGUGGGGGGAGGAAGGAAGGAAGGAAGAAAGUGUUAAUUAACUUCUCUAACGCUGGAGCAGUAACUGCCAACUUGAAGCUGGAGGUCUUUUUUAGAGGCUUGAAAAUGCUGGGAGAAGCGCCGUGGUGUAGGGCUCUGAUUGCUUUUCAGAGGAAGCCUGCGACGCGGCAUUGGCACUGUGUGGUGGAAAAGCGGAACUGUGGCCAAGGAACUCUGACUAUCCAGGCAUCUUCAGAAGAGUGUCGUGGUCAUCCUAAAGAGACUUUCCUUUCUGGAAAUGAGGUGACUGCUACUCUCGAAACUGGAUUUGAAGUAACUGUAAACCCUAAAUUUUCAUUUUCAUCCCAGAUCUGGUUGAGUAUAAACCUCAGAAUUGUAAGGGCUGGCCUGAGCUGUUUAUUUCAAAAGAUGCUAUUCAAUUUAAAGCUAUUUUUCCUCAAAGGUUUUUUUUUUUCUAUAUAGAAAGCUAAAAUUAAGUUUUGUACUUAUUAGGAUUUAAAUUCCCCACCCCCUCCAUUCCACCCCUACUGAAAUUUGUGGAAAAAAAUUUAGUACUUGGCUCUGAGGUUACCAGAUAUACAAUAAUCUAUUUUGCAUAUGAAAGUUUGUAUUUAACUUUUUUGUUCAUUAAAAACUUUACAGUGGUUAUGCAUUUUUAAUUUCAGAAAGCUUAGAGUUCGUCAGAACAUAUUUUGCAAGAUCUAGUGCCUAGUGUUGCUUUUCCGAUGUAAUAAAAGGUUGCCUGGCAGAACCUGAAAAGUAUAUGCUGAAAUGAUUUCUAACCCUUUCCCGAACUAAGCUCCUGAACUUGUCCUGCCUGGUAUACAAAAGCAAGAGGUAGAACCAGAAAAAUUGGGCAUGUGUUAGCUAUGUAUCAACAUGUCUGCCAUCUGGAGGGCCCCAGGCUGCUGGCCACAGAGGCGUGCUGUGGCAGCCAGUUUUCCCUGAGACAUGUCUUGGUGUGGGACCUGGGGCCUGUGAUGCAGAUUGAAACUGCUGUCCCUGUUUGAUGGCCAAACCAGAGGACACGUGCUUAGGUGAUGAUUAAAGAAUGAGUCAGUUGUGCUACAUCUCCCUCAAGCUUAGGCUGCCCAGAGAACCCUUCCUGCAGCUUCCGUGCAUUUCCCGAGGCUACUGGAGUGGGGCCAGUGAGUACUGGGACCAGGCAACCAAAAGAGAUUUACUGGGUCGGCAAUUAUACCAAAAACCUGGUUCCCACUGGCCACUAGUAGGUUUCACCUGAGAAUGUAGUACCUUGGUUAACAUUUGUUCCAUUUGGGGUAAAUUCUGUCGGGAAUGGCAGAUUGUAUUCUGCCCAUAUGAGUGAGGCUGGGGGUUCAUGUAUUUGUAUUACAUUUGAGGGGCUUCAUAGAGCAGCUUCCACUGAGCAUUCCCUUAAUGUGUACUCUUAAGGAUAGCUCUUUAAAAAAAAAAAUUUUUUUUUUCUUUAUUUAUUUUUAGAGAGAAGGGGAGGGAGAGAGAAAGAAAGGGAAACAUCAAUGUGUGGCUGCCUCUCCUGUGCUCCCUCCUGGGAACCUGGCCUGCAACCCAGGCCUGUGCCCUGACUGGGAAUCCAACCAGUGACCCUUUGGUUUGUAGGCCGGCAAUCAGUCCACUGAGACACACCAGUCAGGGCCAGGAUAACUCAAUAAUCUUCCAGGACGUGAUGAAAUUGAUAAAAACAGAGUUAAGUUAGAAGUGGCAUUCUACUUAACCCUGAGUCCCUGAGUUUGUUUAGGCCAUGCUUCUCUAGGCACUGGCAGACAUGUGUCUCUUGGUGCAGAGAAACUUGUUGGUAAUAGAAUUUUUAUAUCUAAACAGUUUAUGAGAAAAGCAGUCACAUGAUUAAAAACAGGUGUUGAUUUUAUCAAUAUUAUGUAUCAAUAUAUAGCAUUAUUGAAAUUAUCAACAUUAAAGCCCGUGAAACAUAUAUACAGGGUCCAGCACAAAUAACGCCCCUUUUUUUAUUACAAAGCAUGUAAUUCUGUAAUGUAACAGUAUCACACUCAAGCAUAUGAUAUGACAUUUUAGGAGAAAUGUUCAAAAUAAAACUAUAAAUUUUUAUACCCAUAUUAUUACCCUACCAACCACACUCAAGCAGGCCUUACUUCUGCCAGACCCUGUAUAUUAUAGUAGUUUGGGGGUGGGGGUCUGAAAAAAGGUGGCGUGAACCAUUGUUCUUUUUUAGUAGGCAGUCUCUCCUAAAGAUUGAUUAAAAUGGAGAAAAGAAACCAUUGGUGAACAAAUGUCUUUUGUGUGUUUGACCUUGUACCAGAGUUGGGAUGCGGGUGGGAGGGAAACAGACGCGGGGCAUGUGGAAGAUGUUCUGGAGAGCCCUGUAUUCUACCUCAGUUACCGAAGGCUGUUAGAACUUCUGAUCUUUCCUCCUCUGAGACCUGAAGCACCGCGCGGGGACUGCCCUGGCAGAUGGUGGGAGCCUGCUGCACUGUGAGGCGUUGCUUGGUGCUGGGACCAAGGUGUGGGUGUGGGGAGAAUGUGUCCUUGAGAUACGCUGAAGCUUGAUAAGAAUAAAGUAGAGAAAUUUAAUAACCUUAGUACUGUAGUUCAGCCACAUUGUUUAAAUUGGCUUUUGUGAACCAAUUGGCAGACUAAUUUCUUUAUGAUAGUUUCUUUGAGAAAACCUCUAAGGACCUGGUAAACAAACGUUUGGUACUUGUUUGUAAGUUGGGGAUCGAGCUGGCUGUAUUACUUUGAUUUUUUUUUUCUUUAAAUUUACCUAAUAUAUACAAGGAAAGGGUUUGGGUG